CACGUCUCUUGGCGAGGGACGGCGUCGCUUCACAGGCUCGCUGGAGAGAACGAACACCUGAGGCUGCAACCUAAGCGCCUCUCCUCUCUCGGCUCCGGAGGCGAGAGGCGGGGAAACCGACGCCUGAUUCCGGAGCCCUGUCAUUUCUGGAAGCCCAAACGGCCCUCAUGAAUCACUGCCAGUGCCGUUUGAGAGUCGCCAGCGCGAAAGUGCUUCAGUCUUGUUUGUGCACCUGAAGAAAUUACCACGGAUAGUUUACAAUUUAGAAUUAAGAUGAAAAACUCAGGUUGAGUCUAGGGGAAUCCAGGACAGGUGCAGUUGGACACAGCAGGAGGGGAAAUUUCUUCAGUAGAAUCAUGACCAAGAUUAUAAGCAGCAUCUUUGAAACUCUCAGAUGUAUAGUUUUGAUAAUCUACUACAUGUUUGAGGCCUUCAUUAAGAAAUUUUGUUGUGCUCCUAAAAAAGUUGCAGGGGAAAUAGUGCUUAUUACAGGAUCAGCAAAUGGAAUUGGAAAACAGAUUGCUUUAAAUUUUGCCAGUCUUGGUGCUAUUCUGGUCCUCUGGGACAUUGAUGAAGAACAUAACAAGGAGACAGCCGAACUUGCCAAAAGAAAUGGAGCUUUGGCUGUUUAUACCUACAAGUGUGACUGCAGCAAACCGGAAGAAAUUUAUGCAGUGGCAGAUCAGGUUAAAAAAGAAGUUGGAGAUGUUAAUAUUCUAAUCAACAAUGCUGGUAUUGUGACUGGAAAGAAUUUCCUUGAUAUUCCAGACUCUAAAAUGGUUGAAACAUUGGAUGUGAACUUUAAGGCACAUUUCUGGACUUGCAAAGCCUUCCUACCAGCCAUGAUUGCCUGCAACCAUGGACAUUUGGUUAGUAUUUCGAGUGAAGCAGGAACUGUUGGGGCCAAUAAACUCUCAGACUAUUGUGCAAGUAAAGCUGCAGUAAUUGGCUUUUUGGAGUCUGUUGCUUUUGAAUUGCAGGCUGCAGGAAAGAAAGGCAUUAAAACUACGAUUGUCUGUCCAUAUUAUGUGCAUACACGCCUUACUGUUGGUGUAAAAACAACACGGCCCUGUCUUCUUCCAAUCUUGGAUGCAGAGUGUGCUGGCAGGAAGAUUGUGGAUAGUAUUCUGAAGGAGAAGUUUUAUUUGUUUACAUUACCUGUUACAACAUUUUCUGCUCUAAAAGUAUUUUUUCCUAGAAAAGCACUUUUCGUGCUUGUACAAUAUCUUGGAAUCUACAAUAACAUGGAUGACUACAUAGGUUAUGGCCACAACGAAGAGAAGAAAAAUGACUGAUUCAGAACCAACCUGUUAU
Messenger RNA from Eublepharis macularius, 1314 nucleotides. Its product is annotated as epidermal retinol dehydrogenase 2-like. NCBI's taxonomy places the organism in Eukaryota, Metazoa, Chordata, Lepidosauria, Squamata, Eublepharidae. Gene Ontology annotation, molecular function: oxidoreductase activity, acting on the CH-OH group of donors, NAD or NADP as acceptor. The coding region runs from base 357 to 1295 and encodes 312 amino acids. The transcript is spliced from 9 exons. Gene Ontology annotation, cellular component: lipid droplet. The record is from RefSeq and is a predicted model, not a curated record.